Molecule: messenger RNA, 3239 nt
Organism: Indicator indicator
Lineage: Eukaryota; Metazoa; Chordata; Aves; Piciformes; Indicatoridae
Gene: INTS3
Product: integrator complex subunit 3
Exons: 30
Coding region: 16-3003 (995 amino acids)
Cellular component (GO): cytoplasm
Source: RefSeq, a predicted model, not a curated record
GAUGCCAAGGAUGAGAUGGAGGAGAGGCUGGAGAGGUGCGUGGGCAUCGUGACGUCGCUGACCAGUGGCCUGUCAGAAAGGGAGGCCAACGAUGCCCUCAAUGCUCAUAUAUGCAAAGGAACCCCCCAGCAUGAGGAGAUCUGCCUGGGUCUCUUCACCCUGGUCCUGACUGAACCUGCCCAGGCACAGAAGUGCUACAGGGACCUGGCCCUGGUGAGCAGGGAUGGGAUGAACAUUGUCCUCAACAAGAUCAACCACAUCCUGAUGGAGAAGUACCUGAAGCUGCAGGACACCUGUCGGACACAGCUGGUCUGGCUGCUGCGGGAGCUGGUCAAGAGCGGGGUGCUGGGCGCGGACGGCGUCUGCAUGACCUUCAUGAAGCAGAUCGCAGGUGGGGAUGUGACAGCAAAGAAUAUCUGGUUGGCUGAGAAUGUCCUGGAGAUCCUGACUGAGCAGAGGGAGUGGGUGCUGAAGAGCAGCCUGCUGGUGGCCAUGGCUGUCUACACCUACCUGAGGCUCAUUGUGGACCACCACGGCACGGCCCAGCUGCAGGCCCUGCGGCAGAAGGAGGUCGACUUCUGCAUCUCCCUGCUCCGGGAGAGGUUCAUGGAUUGCUUCAUGAUUGGCCGAGACCUCGUGAGGCUGCUGCAGAACGUGGCAAGGAUCCCCGAGUUCGAGCAGCUCUGGAAGGACAUCAUCCACAACCCCCAGGUCCUCAGUGCUCAGUUCACAGGUGUCCUGCAGCUCCUCCAGUCCAGGACCUCUCGCAAGUUCCUGGCCUGUCGCCUCACUCCCGACAUGGAGACCAAGCUGCUCUUCAUGACCUCGCGGGUGCGUUUCGGGCAGCAGAAGCGGUACCAGGACUGGUUCCAGAGGCAGUACCUGUCCACCCCCGACAGCCAGUCCCUGCGCUGCGACCUGAUCCGCUACAUCUGCGGCGUGGUGCACCCCUCCAACGAGGUGCUGAGCUCCGACAUCCUGCCGCGCUGGGCCAUCAUCGGCUGGCUGCUCACCACCUGCACGUCCAAUGUUGCUGCUUCCAAUGCCAAGCUGGCACUGUUCUAUGACUGGCUCUUCUUCAACCCCGAGAAGGACAGCAUCAUGAACAUAGAACCUGCCAUCCUGGUGAUGCACCACUCCAUGAAGCCUCACCCUGCCAUCACUGCCACGCUGCUGGACUUCAUGUGCCGGAUCAUUCCCAACUUCUACCCUCCCCUGGAGGCUCACGUCCGGCAAGGGGUCUUCAACUCCCUCACCCACAUCGUGGAGAAGAGAGUCCUUGCACACCUGGCCCCUCUCUUUGACAACCCCAAGCUGGACAAGGAGCUCCGUGCCAUGCUGAGGGAGAAGUUCCCCGAGUUCUGCAGCUCUCCCUCACCCCCCAUCGAAGUCAAGAUUGAGGAGCCUGUUUCCAUGGAGAUGGACAACCACAUGGCAGAGAAGGAGGACAGUUGCUAUGACAACGCCGAGGCAGCCUUCAGUGAUGAUGAGGAAGAUUUGAGCAGCAAAGGGAAGAAGAGGGAGUUCAGGUUCCAUCCCAUCAAAGAAACCUUUGUGGAGGAACCUGUUGACAUCACCCCCUUCCUGGACCAGCUGGAUGAGUCACUGAAGGAUAAAGUCCUGCAGUUGCAGAAGGGAAGUGACACGGAAGCUCAGUGUGAGGUCAUGCAGGAAAUCGUGGAUCAAGUCCUGGAGGAGGACUUUGACUCAGAGCAGUUGUCUGUGCUGGCUUCCUGCCUGCAGGAGCUCUUCAAGGCUCACUUCCGUGGUGAGGUUCUGCCAGAAGAAAUCACAGAGGAGUCCCUGGAGGAGUCAGUGGGGAAACCUCUCUACCUAAUCUUCAGGAACCUCUGCCAGAUGCAGGAGGACAACAGUGGCUUCUCUCUGCUGCUGGACCUCCUGUCAGAGCUCUAUCAGAAGCAACCCAAGAUUGGCUACCACCUCCUGUACUACUUGAAAGCCAGCAAAGCUGCAGCAGGGAAGAUGAACCUCUAUGAGUCCUUUGCCCAGGCCACACAGCUGGGGGACCUGCACACCUGCCUGAUGAUGGACAUGAAGGCCUGCCAGGAGGAUGAUGUGCGCCUGCUCUGCUACCUCACCCCCUCCAUCUACACCGAGUUCCCAGACGAGACCCUGCGGAGCAGUGAGCUGCUGAACAUGAUCGUGGCUGUCAUAGACUCCUUCCAGCUGCAGGAGCUGAUGUGCCAUGUGGUGAUGGGUAACCUGGUGAUGUUCCGCAAGGACUCGGUGCUGAACAUCCUGAUUCAGAGCCUGGACUGGGAGACCUUUGAGCAGUACUGCACCUGGCAGCUGUUCCUGGCACACAGCAUUCCCCUGGAGACCAUCAUCCCCAUCCUGCAGCACCUCAAGUACAAAGACCAUCCUGAGGCCUUGUCCUGCCUGCUGCUGCACCUCAGGCGAGAGAAGCCCAGCGAGGAGAUGGUGAAGAUGGUGCUGAGCCGCCCCUGCCACCCCGGGGACCAGUUCACCACCAGCGUCCUGCGGCACUGGGGCCUCAAGCACGACGACCUCCUGGCUGAGCACAUCAAGUCCCUGCUGAUCAAGAACAACAGCCUGCCCCGCAAGCGCCAGAGCCUGCGCAGCUCCAGCAGCAAACUGGCACAGCUCACCCUGGAGCAGAUCCUGGAGCACCUGGACAGCCUCCGCCUCAACCUGACCAACACCAAGCAGAACUUCUUCAGCCAGACGCCGAUCCUGCAGGCGCUGCAGCACGUCCAGGCCAGCUGCGACGAAGCACACAAGAUGAAGUUCAGCGACCUCUUCUCGCUGGCAGAGGAGUAUGAAGACUCCUCCAGCAAGCCCCCCAAGAGCCGCCGGAAAGCUGCCCUGGCCAGCCCCCGCAGCCGCAAGAGCGCCGCCCAGCCUCCCAACAACGAGGAGGAGUCGGCGUCCAGCAGCGCCUCGGAGGAGGAGGACACCAAGCCCAAGCCGGCCAAGCGGAAAAGGAAAGGCUCCUCCGCCGUGGGCUCGGACAGCGACUGAGGCUCCGCCGCCCCUCGGCCCCUGCUGCCCCCGGGUCCUGCUGCAGAAGCCAUCGGUGGGAGGAGAACUCACAGACCCCCCCCCGGAUCCUGCAGUGGACUCCCACACCAGCCCCUCCCCACUUGACUUUUUAGCUCCUUCUUUUUUAAUCAACGCCUGAGGAGGGAUCAGAGUGCGACCCCCGCACACACCCAGGACCUGGCUCUAGUCCCUGCCCCCCGGGGCUGGCAGGGGCA